Messenger RNA from Paramecium pentaurelia, 938 nucleotides. The record is from the annotation of a GenBank genome assembly. NCBI's taxonomy places the organism in Eukaryota, Ciliophora, Oligohymenophorea, Peniculida, Parameciidae.
UCAAUGUAAGUUUAAUAUGGUGCAGUACCAAAUUCUUAAGCAUUGGGAAAUGCUAUUGGAAAUGCUAUAGUUGGAUAAUUACAAUAAUAUGGAGCUUAAUUUUUUACUGCUGAUGUAAUGAAAAUAUCUUAUAUUAGCCAUUUGCAGGAGUAAAUUUUAUGCUUAUAGAUUAAAAACCAGAGUAAGUCAUCAAUAAUAAUUAAUAGUUGUAUAGAAUGUAUAUGUCCAUGUAUUGGUGAAAAGAAAAACAGUUAUCAGAUUUCAGUCUCUGAAUAAACAGGACUUCUUGCUUCAUAGUAGCUUGGGAUCAUCCAAGAGGAAUCCGAAUGUGCUUAAAGAUUCUUUUGUUAAUGUUGGAGAGCUUUAGAUCUAUUAUUCAUCAAUAAUUAAAAUCAAAUCAUGUUUAAAGCACAACGUAAUAGAGAAUAUUUAUUUUAGGAAUUUAUAAAGUUCCUUCAGUUUUAUGUUUACCAUGUGAGAGACCCGAAAUGGUUGUAUCUCGUGAUUCCGAAGUGAUAGGAUAUCUAAAAUAGCCAUUCAUGUGUUGUGGUAGAUCAGAGUAAUAUAUGAAAAUGAUAUCUAGAUGUCCUAUACCAAUUCUUGAAGAAAUUGAUAUUUGUGAUCCUUCAGGGAAUACAAGAUAUUUCAUUUCUGGUGAAUUUGUUUAAUGUGGUUGUAUAACAAGAAUGUGUGGUAUACCAAGAUGUACAGGUCCUUGUUAAUAUAUUGACUAUGACAUUUAUAAUCCUAUGAAAUAGAAAGUAGGAAGAAUUAGAAAUAUUUUUAAUGGAUGUGCAUAAGAAUAUUGUAGCAAAGCAGAUAAAUUUUUGGUUGAAUUUCCUCCUCAAUGCACUUCAUAGGAUAAAUGCCUAAUUCUUUUUGCUGCUAUCACAAUCGAUUAUGAUAACUUUGAAUAUACAUUUUGCAAUUUGCCUUGA